Molecule: messenger RNA, 1720 nt
Organism: Cuscuta epithymum
Lineage: Eukaryota; Viridiplantae; Streptophyta; Magnoliopsida; Solanales; Convolvulaceae
Source: the annotation of a GenBank genome assembly
AGCGAGUUCAUUUUAUUUACUUGUACAAUUAUUCAAACCUUAUCCACCAUUGAUCCACAUAUCUCCACCACUCACCCAGUCUUCAGAACCCAAUACAGCCUCUUUCUCAUAAGAGUCAGAUUGGCGUGAAGAACAAAAUAAGCUAUGGCGAUGGCUUCUUCAUCUGCAACUUCAAGAGUCUCCUUCUCAUCCCAUGUCCCCCAACCCAACCCUCCCACUCCUCUGAUACCGAAACCCCAUCACAUUUCUUACCCACUUUCCCAUCUCCUCCAAAAACCCAUCUCCAUUCACAGCCGUCCACAGCUACCUCUAUCAAGAUCCAUAGAUGUCUCCCAAGAAGACAAACCCACCUGGCAGGAACCGAUUCUGCCUUCAGAAGCUCCUGAUGAGGAUAAUUUGCCCACAGAGAGUGAAAGCUUUGAUGCAAGGAGAUUGGAGGAGAAGUUUGCUGUCCUAAACACUGGGAUACAUGAGUGUAGGUCGUGUGGGUACAAUUACAAUGAGGCAAUUGGGGACCCUUCAUAUCCCAUUCCUCCCGGGCUGCCCUUCGAUAGGAUGCCGGAGGAUUGGAGGUGCCCUACUUGUGGGGCUGCCAAGAGCUUCUUCCAGAGCAAGAGCGUGGAGGUUGCUGGUUUUGCCCAGAAUCAACAGUUUGGUUUUGGUGGUAACACUCUCACAUCUGACCAGAAAGCUUUCCUUAUCUAUGGUGGUUUGUUCUUUGGAUUUUUGGUCUUCUUGUCUGGGUAUUUUCUGCAAUAGUUGUUUGAGGAGUCAAUUACUCUAUUGUUUUAGAGGAUUGAAUGAAUUCUCAUCCUCCACAUUGUAUAUUUUUUACAUUUCUUUGUGUUGUUAUAUGAGAAGGGGAAUGGUUCCAUAUAUGAGUACAAAUAGUCUUAUACGCCUUAUACGAAGUUUAUAUAUUUUAUAUAUACUUUAAAAGCAUAGGUAGCAUCAGAAUUAGUUUUCUAGAAACAAAUAGUCUCUCUCAGUCUCUAAAAAACAGCUUCUGAGAGCAUUCUAGAGCACCCAAAAACACAUUCACCUAAACACGUCUUGAAAGAGCAGAAUCAGUUUUAAAAAGUAGAUCCAAACAUCCACGAUUGUUUGCUUCAAAGCUUCACUAGAGUGGAGGAAGCUGACGGCAGAGACGAAUGGCCUUGGAUCUUGCAACGCUUCUCAAUUGAACUCUCAAUUCGCUGUUACUUUGGAUGAUCGUUGGCGACAAUAUUCGUCUUCUUCAGCGAGCUGGAGGUGGCCACUACCUGUUGUGGCAUAAAAACUGAGAGCAGGAACCAGAUAAGUCUUCUUCCUCCUCCUUGGUGUGAGUGGUGUGCAUGAGCCUAAUUGUUAGGUUGGACGCUUCCGGUGGCAAAGAAGAAGUGGUUCACUGGAGCUGCAAUUCGAAGAAUUAAGGCUGUGAAAUUAGUAAAAGCUGAUAUGUUAGAGAUGACAACUGCACUGAGCAGUGAGCACCUAAAGGAAGAAGAUGUGCUGAACUGCUGAUACCGUGCAAGUCAAUUUUCAAUUUUCUUCAUUGUUUGUUUAGUUUAAUCUUUCUUUCUUAUUUCCUUAUUUGUUUUUUUUAAACAUUGAAUCAACUCUAUCUUCUAGCAUAUUGUCAAGUACUCAAGUGGUGGCUUUAAUGACACUGCAAUUUCGUUUGAAAAGUAAAAACGUAUGGUUUUGUGAAAUUUUAUUUGACAGCAUUAUGCCAUUAUCA